CUGCACUUUGCCGACGAGCAUCUCUGCCGUCCUGUCUUCAGCGCCCCACAGUCCUCCCUGCUCCCCUCACCAGCCCGGAUCUGCGACCGUAACACACACAUACACACACACACACACACACACUGGGACUCUGAGGAGGGAAACAGGCAGAGUUCAUGAAUGUAACUCCGGUCUGUCCAAAACACUGCGCCGUUUAACCUGGAUAAGUCCGUCCCGGCGAGAGGAAGACAGCGGCUACCCGAGUGGAGUGUCGACGCACGCACGCGACUGGGAAGGAAGAAAAAGAGAAGAAUAUGAUUGUCAAGCAGCACUUGGUCUUCAUCCUCUACAGCCUCUGCGCAAGCGUCUUUAAAGGUAGCCAAGGUCAGUUCCCCAUCACUCAGAAUGUGACCGUGGUGGAGGGGGCCGCAGCCAACAUGACCUGUCGUGUGGAUUACAAUGAUAACACUUCCCUCCAGUGGUCGAACCCUGCACAGCAGACCCUGUUCUUCGGGGACAAGAAAGCUCUGAGAGACCACAGAAUCGAGCUGGUGCGAGCCACGUCGCAGGAGCUCACCAUCAAAAUCGGUGACGUCAGCCUGUCGGACGAGGGCCAGUACACCUGCUCGCUCUUCACCAUGCCUGUCAAGACCACCAAGGCCUUCCUCACUGUUCUGGGAGUGCCGGGCCGGCCGGAGAUCACAGGAUUCACCAAGCCGGCCAUGGAGGGCGACGUGAUCACCCUGACGUGCACCACAUCCGGCAGCAAACCAGCCGCCCACAUCCGCUGGUUCCGAAACGACAAGGAGGUCCAAGGAACCAAGGAGCUGAACGCCACAGGUAAAUCUUUCACCGUCAGGAGCAGCCUCCAGUUGCAGGUGGACAAGCGGGACGACGGCGUGGCCUACACCUGCAGCGUGGAGCACGUGUCCCUGUCCAACCCCUACAUGACCACCGAGGUUCUGGAGGUCCACUAUGCUCCCCAUCUGGACAUCGCACACUCAUUGCUCAUUCCACAAGAAGGGCAAUACUUCAAAUUGGAGUGCGUGUCCAUAGGCAACCCAAUACCUGAUUCGGUGCUGUGGUCCAAAGACGGAGGCGAGCUGCCCGACAUCGAGCGCAUGAUCGUGGAGGGGAGAGACCUCACCAUCACCACGCUCAACAAAACAGACAACGGCACAUACCGCUGCGAGGCCAGCAACCACCUGGGGACCAGCAGUGCCGAGUACACACUGUUUGUCUACGAUCCUAACGCUCUGGGACAACACGGACCGGAUCACGCUUUAAUCGGCGGCGUCGUUGCAGUCGUGGUCUUCAUCACCUUGUGCUUGAUAAUAGUUCUCGGGCGAUAUCUGGCCAGACAUAAAGGGACGUAUCUAACGCACGAGGCCAAAGGAGCGGAGGACGCCCCCGACGCCGACACAGCCAUCAUCAACGCCGAGGGGAACCACGUGCACGCAGAGGAGAAGAAGGAGUACUUCAUCUAGACUUCACUCUUCUCCUUCGCUUCAUGACAACGUGUGACAGCAGACAUGCAAUUUGUACUUGCCUCAGCAUCACUGUCUGUUUUUAACUUAACUCCAUAUUCUUUUAUCCAUGCUCUGAUAGGCUGGUUUUGUAAGCAUCCGCUGGUAAUAAUCGCCUUCUCCUUUUGUAAAGCAUUGUGCCCCAUGUGCAGCUGGAUCAUUUUCCAUUUCACUUUUUUGCGGUGCCUAAUUGCUGUGUACACUUCUGGCAGUUUUUUUUUUUUAUUUUGUAAAAAUUCAGAAGCGACAAGAAAUGUGCUUCAGUUCAACUUUGGAUUUAACUUUUCUGGCUUUUUUUGGCUUUCACCACAGAUUAUGUAAAGUCCAUAGAUUUAUCAGACAUUGACAUCAAAAUAAUAUUUUUAGGGAUUGGAUGUUCCCGGGUGUUGCCUGGAGUUUUUUAAACCCCCUCCACAGCCAUGUACUACACAUCUUUUUAAAACAACGUCACACAACCGACCAGACACACAAACAAAAACGUAGAAGCACAAUCAAGUGCGAUUGUCUCCAGAUGAAAUCGACUCCCACUUCUCGCUGUCAAUGAUUUCUUUUCCAGCUUUUUUUUUUUACAUUUAUUACUCAUGCUGUUGAUUUUUGAGAACAAGUCAGAAAAUUAAAGCACAAAGUCUGAGGACUAACACAGAGAAGGGAAAACACAUCAACCGU
Molecule: messenger RNA, 2171 nt
Organism: Pleuronectes platessa (European plaice)
Lineage: Eukaryota; Metazoa; Chordata; Actinopteri; Pleuronectiformes; Pleuronectidae
Gene: cadm2b
Product: cell adhesion molecule 2b
Exons: 9
Coding region: 294-1466 (390 amino acids)
Source: RefSeq, a predicted model, not a curated record